AUGUCCAACUCCGGCUCAGAACCCGAGUCCGAAUGGGUCCCCUCCACCUCCGUCGACGACUUCCGCCGCGUCCUCGCCUCGUCCACGCACAUCAUCGUCGUCGCCGGCGCCGGCCUCUCCGCCGCCUCUGGCAUCCCCACCUUCCGCGACACCGGCGGCCUCUGGCACGGGCGGGACCCCGACGAGGUCGCAACGCCCGGCGCGUUCGCAAAGGACCCAGCCAUGGUGUGGCAGUUCUACCAUAAACGGAGGGAGGAGGCGAAGAGGGCACAGCCGAAUGCGGGGCACUAUGCGCUGGCGAUGAUGUGUGAGCCGGUGCACUUGAGGGCGGUAGCGCCGCGGGCGCGGUCGCUCUCAUUGUUCACGCAGAAUAUUGACGGGCUGAGUACGAGGGCGAGGGAGGUGGUGGGCAGGCAUGUGUGGCCGAUGGGGAGGGCGCCGGGCGCGGAAGUCCCUCACCCACUUUUUGAGAUGCACGGCAGGGUGCUGGACACGCUGUGCACGGUGUGCGGCUAUAGAGAGCACAACGUGAUGGAUCUAGCAUGCCCUGCGCUUAGUGACGAAACGCGGGACCCGGCGAGCAUCGCACUGGAUGAACUCCCGCGGUGCGCACGUUGCAAGGGUUUGUUACGACCCGACGUAGUGUGGUUUGAGGAGGUUCCUCAUGAUCUCCCCACAAUUGAUGCACUGGUCGCCCAAGCGGAUUUAUGCAUUGUUGUUGGGACGUCGUCCACUGUCCAGCCAGCAGCGAGCUUCGCAUACGAGGUGGUAGAUCGCGGCGGGGCUUCUGCGGUGUUCAACAUUGCGCGAAGCGACGGUGACGAGGCAUCCGACUUUCUCUUUAUCGGACCGUGCGAGGAGACAUUGCCUCGAAUCUUGUUGGGUGUCGGACAAGCCCCACAGAAUAGGGCUACCGCAUAGAAUAUGAGAUUUGGACAUAACACGAAAUAAGCCCCCUUUG
Molecule: messenger RNA, 961 nt
Organism: Schizophyllum commune H4-8
Lineage: Eukaryota; Fungi; Basidiomycota; Agaricomycetes; Agaricales; Schizophyllaceae
Product: DHS-like NAD/FAD-binding domain-containing protein
Exons: 2
Coding region: 1-921 (306 amino acids)
Molecular function (GO): NAD+ binding
Source: RefSeq, a predicted model, not a curated record